UAACAUUUCAAAACAUAAAUCACUAUACAACCUACACCCAACUCGACUCCAUAUCCUUUAAUCUCCAAAACCUUUGUCUUUCACCCAUAAAAAUAUGGACCUAAAACACACCACCACCACCCCACUAACCGCCCCCGAUAGUCCUGAUACUGAUACCGAUACCCCACUUCACUCCCACCAAAUCCAACAUUUUUCCUCCUUUCCCAUCCAAAAAAACCACCACCAUCACCACCACCGUCUUCAACCACCGCCUACGGUGGUUGCAUACAAAGAAUGUCUCAAAAACCACGCCGCCACCAUCGGCAGCCACGCCUUAGACGGCUGCGGUGAGUUCAUGCCCUCACUAACAUGCACCCCACAUGAACCCACCUCACUAAAAUGCGCCGCUUGCGGCUGCCACCGUAACUUCCACCGCCGUGAACCAACUAACGACGUGUAUACUUACACACCACACUUGCUUCUACCCUUUAACACCACCGAUCACCACACCCCGAUGGUGGCCACCCCGGGAACACCGGCAGCGGUUAAGCUUGAAACCCUACAUGGCCGAAAAAGAUUCCGGACAAAGUUCACCCAAAUUCAAAAAGAAAAAAUGUAUUUUUUCGCCGAAAAAGUCGGGUGGAAGAUGCAACGAUGUGAUGAUAAAAUGGUGGCGGAUUUUUGCAAUGAGAUUGGUAUCAAGAGAGGAGUUUUUAAAGUUUGGAUGCAUAAUAAUAAAAAUACUUUUGGGAAGAAAGAGAAAGAGACUCUUUCUCCUUCUGUUGCUGACACCCUCGGUGGUGCUAUUGGUACCACCGCGGGUGCUGGUAACAGAAGCAACGACGAUAUUUAUAAUAGUGAUGGAGUGAUUAUGGAAGAGUGUCAUGAGGAGGAUGAAAAUGUUGAUGGACGUGAUGAUGAUAAUAGUUAUCGGGAAAACGGUGGCGGUGGUUGCGGCCGCGGUGUUGAUAUUCAUGCUUCUAAUAUUGGGUCAUCUUCUUCAUGUUGAUUAUGGUGUUUGUAUUAUGACUUAUGAGAGAUGUGUUUUUAUUUAAAAGGAGAAAGGUUAUCUUCUUUGAUUCCUUUAUUUGUGUAACAACCCUAACCAAGAAUGUUAAAGAAUAUUUUAAUGAAUA
Messenger RNA from Helianthus annuus (common sunflower), 1115 nucleotides. Its product is annotated as zinc-finger homeodomain protein 11. Gene Ontology annotation, cellular component: nucleus. Gene Ontology annotation, biological process: regulation of DNA-templated transcription; regulation of developmental process. The record is from RefSeq and is a predicted model, not a curated record. The transcript has a single exon. The coding region runs from base 95 to 988 and encodes 297 amino acids. Lineage: Eukaryota; Viridiplantae; Streptophyta; Magnoliopsida; Asterales; Asteraceae. Gene Ontology annotation, molecular function: DNA-binding transcription factor activity; transcription cis-regulatory region binding.